Molecule: messenger RNA, 734 nt
Organism: Oryza brachyantha (malo sina)
Lineage: Eukaryota; Viridiplantae; Streptophyta; Magnoliopsida; Poales; Poaceae
Product: mitochondrial pyruvate carrier 1-like
Exons: 5
Coding region: 144-467 (107 amino acids)
Biological process (GO): pyruvate import into mitochondria
Cellular component (GO): mitochondrial inner membrane
Source: RefSeq, a predicted model, not a curated record
CAUGUAGAGCCUCCCCAGAUAAUAAUCCUCUUCGCCGGCUGGCUCCCAUCUCUCGCUUCCUUCUUCGUCAACCCCUCGCCGCCGUCCGACCUCGACGACGACCAACCGGCGACGAGGUGCGGUGAAUUGCGGGAGGAUUGGCCAUGUCGACAGCGGUGAAGGCGUUCUUGAACAGCCCCGUCGGCCCCAAGACCACCCAUUUCUGGGGACCCGUUGCUAACUGGGGCUUCGUCCUCGCGGGUUUGGUUGACAUGAACAAACCUCCUGAAAUGAUAUCCGGCAACAUGACAGCAGCCAUGUGCGUGUAUUCAGGACUCUUUAUGAGAUUUGCCUGGAUGGUACAACCACGGAACUACUUGCUUUUGGCAUGCCAUGCUUCCAAUGAAUCAGUCCAGCUCUAUCAGUUUUCUCGGUGGGCUAGGGCCCAGGGGUAUUUGGAGAAAAAGGAGCCAGAGGCUCAGCAGUAAAAAGGUGCAAAACCCAGUGUUUAGCUUCUCAAUAAGAAAGCUUGUCUAUGUCCAGCAAUGCUGAGUCUGCAACAAUCUCUUCCUUGUGUCAUAGCGCCAUAAGUGUUUUGUCCUGAUGCUAUUUGAUGCCAAACCUAUUUCUCAGAAAAAUCAAAAUCGCACAUAAUUCUAGUUGUUUUCCAAAAUUUUAUAUGAGCUCCUGGUUGUAAACUCAUUACAUUGUGUUGAACAUGAUUGGUUCCAAAUUUAGUGUCUGCUGUUUGACAA